UGCCCACUGUAAUAACAAGGCUCCGGCACAAGCACACGGCGCUGAUGGGUGGUGAUGCUGCUUCUGUGUGGGGAUAAAAUGACUUGACUCGGCGCUGUGGCGCUUCACAGCGUGGGCAGGCUGCGGACAGAGCGCAAACACACACACGCGCGCACACACACACACACACACACACACGCUGCUGUGGAUGCAGCGCACUCCGUGAAUAACUGUGGUUUUACAUGAUCUGAUUAAGGAAUAUAUAUAUUUUUUAGACAAAUAUCGUAACAUUUUAAGGAUAAAUGGAGUGUCUUUUUAAUUUUAUUCUUUUCUUUUUUGGGGGAAACUAUUUUGAGAAAACCUCUAAGGCCGAUGAAUCGAGGACAUAAAUAGGAUCCCUGACUAUGGACGUGACUCUGGAUCCUGAGAAUAAACCGGCGGCUCUACGCGCUGUCCUGGUGGCAUGCGUUACUCUGUUGUUGUCGUUCCACCUGUGGCGGUGGCUGCGGGAGCGCUCGUUGCCCGGUCUGCCCGGUCCUCCUGCCUGGCCGCUCAUCGGAAACGCUGCGCAACUUGGCAGCGCACCGCACUUGUACUUUACGCGCAUGGCGAAGAAAUACGGCAACGUGUUCCAGAUCAAACUGGGCUGUCGGGUCGUGGUGGUGCUGAACGGCGACGCCAUCAAACAGGCGCUCGUCAGGCAGGGACCCGACUUUGCCGGCAGACCGGACUUCACCUCGUUCCAGUACAUCUCCAACGGGAACGGCGUCUCGUUCACCACAAUCACGGACAGGUGGAAGGUGCACCGCAAAGUGGCGCAGUCCACCGUGCGGAUGUUUUCCACGGGGAACCCGCACACCAAGAGGACAUUUGAGCAUCACAUCCUGUGCGAGGUCAAAGAGCUGCUGCAGCUGUUUGUGGUGAAAACGCAGGAGCAGCGAUAUUUCCAGCCCAUGACUUAUCUGGUGGUUUCCACGGCGAAUAUAAUGAGCGCGGUGUGCUUUGGGAAGAGGUACGCCUAUGACGACAAGGAGUUUCAGCAGGUGGUGGGCAGGAAUGACCAGUUCACGCAGACAGUGGGGUCAGGCAGCCUCGUGGACGUGAUGCCCUGGCUCCAAUACUUCCCCAACCCCAUAAAAACAAUGUUUGACAACUUCAAAAGCCUCAACGUGGAGUUCGCCAUGUUCAUCCAAGAUAAAGUCAUCGAACACAGGAAGACAAUCCAGUCGAGCACCAUCAGGGACAUGACAGAUGCUUUCAUUGUGGCCAUGGAGCAAGUGAGAGACAAAACAGGAAUUUUCGCAGAGAAGGACUUUGUUACUCCCACUGUUGGGGAUGUAUUUGGAGCAAGUCAGGACACACUGUCGACUGCUCUGCAGUGGAUCAUCCUUGUACUUAUCAAGUAUCCUGAGAUGCAGCUACGUCUCCAGCAGGAAGUGGACAGGGUGGUGGGUCGCGGCCGGCUGCCCUCCAUCGAUGACCAGACGCAGCUGUCUUACAUCAUGGCCUUCAUCUACGAGGUGAUGCGCUUCACGAGCUUCAUCCCUCUCACGAUCCCUCACUCCACGACCACAGACACCUCCAUCAUGGGCCACACCAUACCAAAGAACACAGUCAUCUUCAUAAACCAGUGGUCCCUCAACCACGAUCCAGCAGUGUGGCCCAACCCCGAGAGGUUUGACCCAGAGCGGUUCGUGGACGAGCAGGGUGCUCUGAACAAAGACAAGACCAGCAAAGUGCUCAUCUUCUCACUGGGUAAGCGGCGCUGCAUUGGUGAGGACUUGUCCAAGCUUCAGCUGUUCCUUUUCACGGCGCUCAUCACCCACCAGUGCACUAUCACCGCGGACCCGGCCAUGCCGCCAAAAUUAGACUAUAACUACGGCCUGACACUGAAACCUCAGGCCUUCUCUAUAGCUGUGUCUCUGCGUGGAGAAAUGUCACUGCUGGAGGAAGUUACCAAGUCCUCAGCAGACUCCAAAACACAAAACUAAGAAAAGACUCAAAAGGACUACAGCUCAUGUUUGCCAUGGGCAAAAGAAAACUGUAUUUAUAAGCUAAAAUUCUUCUCUCCUUUGUUUUACAUACUGAACACUGACUACUGAUAACACUUGUUGCGUCGAGUGCUGCAGUCACGGUCUUACACACCAGUCACUCAAAGCAAAUGUGCAAAGUUUCCUUUUGUUUUUUUUUAAAGGCCGUGUAUUUGAAAUAAAAGAUGAAAUACCAGCUGACUUUCAAAAUCAAAGUUAUAAGAAUAUGUAGAAGAAACCUUCAAAAUGGGACAAAACAUUUAUCCUGAUCGACUAGACCACACCAUGUGAUUUGAUGGAGUCCAGUAAACCUACAACUCGAAUGACAAAUGAAAAGGCAUAAGACAUAAGAUCAUGUUCAGCGAGAAAGACAAUAACACAGAGUUCAGUUUGAAAGGUCUGAAAAGCAGCGCAUAAGCAAAGCAAAGCUCCCUUUUCCUCAGAAGAAAUGUCAGAAUUCCUGCUCUACUGUUGAAACGACUACUGAAAUUGUCUUUUGGGUUUCUGUGCUUCAGUCAAGGCAUCAAACUACUGCACGGUGUAACAGAAAGAAUCCAAGAAAUACCCCAAAUGCAAACAAUAAAUCAUCCUUACAUCGAAAGAUUUAUUGUGGAAUUAAAGUGAGACUGGUGAAAUAAGAAAAGCUGUGACUUCGAACAAUCACACACAGAUAUUUCAUCAUCAUGUUUGCAUUGAUGCCGCCGAUGCCUUAAACUCACAAUAAACCUUAAUAAACACAUCCAACAGAAAGUCAAAAACCUCUUUUCUUCUUUUAACCCAUUUGACACUGAUGCCGGGCCGAUCGGUCGGCGCUGAUUACCACUUCAUUUCUAACAGUCUCGCUGUGAACUCCUAAAAACGAACUUGGCACCUUGCCUCGUCAGGUGGGAACAAAGGGAAGUGUUUGGGAGAUCCCUUUCCCCACACAGCAUUUUAUCUCACUCUGCCAGAACAUCCUGUACUUGAUCAGUGAGAGGCAGCCAAGCCAGACGACUUUCAGAGUGCGUGACAAAUACAGAACUACAGCAGAUGAUUGCUGAUAGGGCUCUUCCCACACCCUCUCUCUCUCACUGUUUUUUUUGUUUAGUUUAAAAAAAAACAAAAAACAAAACAAACCCUAUAGAACCUAUAGAAAUAAAACUGAAUACUAAAUUGUGCCAGUGAAGUCAUAUGUGGCAACAAUCAAGUUUUGGGAAUGGAAGAAAAACAAAAAAGCAGUUUGUUUUCAACACAAAAUGAACUAAGGAAAAGAAAAAAGAAGAAAAGAACAGCGGACAGUGUCAUAACGGUCAUAAUAUGACUGUCUCAGUGGGAUAAUGACCAGGGUUACUUUAUUGUCACCUAUACAGAAGUACAGCGAAAUUACGAUAUUGCAGACAAUAUCAGGCUGCAGGCUUUAUUGCUUUUUUUGUUACAGGAAGCUGCACACACACUCUGCAAAUUAUGGAAAUGAAAAAAAACCAAAAAAAAAAACCACAAACAUCCAAGACACAUGCUGUUUUUAAAAAAGACAA
This is a messenger RNA of Solea solea (common sole), 3523 nucleotides long. It is a transcript of the gene cyp1b1, whose product is annotated as cytochrome P450 1B1. The coding region runs from base 384 to 1970 and encodes 528 amino acids. NCBI's taxonomy places the organism in Eukaryota, Metazoa, Chordata, Actinopteri, Pleuronectiformes, Soleidae. The record is from RefSeq and is a predicted model, not a curated record. The transcript has 3 exons. Gene Ontology annotation, molecular function: iron ion binding; heme binding; oxidoreductase activity, acting on paired donors, with incorporation or reduction of molecular oxygen, reduced flavin or flavoprotein as one donor, and incorporation of one atom of oxygen.